Messenger RNA from Suhomyces tanzawaensis NRRL Y-17324, 1000 nucleotides. RefSeq lists its product as uncharacterized. Bases 143 to 583 code for a protein of 146 amino acids. Lineage: Eukaryota; Fungi; Ascomycota; Pichiomycetes; Serinales; Debaryomycetaceae. The transcript has a single exon. The record is from RefSeq and is a predicted model, not a curated record.
CUUUUAUAGUGAGAUUUUUCGGGUCCAUAUGCUGAUAAAUGCGGGUCCGUGAUUAUAAACCCAGAAAUUCUAGAAGCGCCGGUGGGUGAGCGUGCUAGCACCUACUGGCGCUAGCGGUGGCAAGACACCCAACGGGGGCCGAAUGGCCCCACUGCUUCCAACACCCAGCCUACCCAACAACCAGCGUGCCAGACUCCCGACACGGGGACCUCAUCCCAUCAAUUCCGUCCUCGGAUCGCCCUGUCAAAGCGAGCCCCACCUGCCCCUCCGGAACAUGGGUGUCGAGGGUCUGGUGAUGAUGGGGGCUUCGGGAACUACACGAGCAGGUUGGCAGGGGUCCCCACUAGCACAGCUCGCUAGCGCUGGGCCCAGUCUGGUGGUGGCACUGGCCCAGUGCCAGUGGUGGCUGGUGGUGAAUGGCUGUCAAACGUUAUCAGCGGCCACAGCGCGAGUGUGGCGGCAGGCGGCCACAAACGGGUGCCACAGUCGCGGCUGGGGCCGCUGGCCAAUAAUUGCCGACACUCUUCACAGGCACGCAGCAAUUUUCACUCGAACCCCGGCAAGCAGGCUGGAGCGAGGAUGAGAGGAGAGGCCAGGAAAUGAACUGGUGGGCAGUUGAAGUUGCACCACGAGUGAUGUUGCAUUCGUAUGUAGGGGUUGUGUGUGGUGGUGGUUGACUCCAAUUGGCUACAAUUCUCUUGGAUCUUUAGAGGGUAGUCACUGUACUGGAGCACUCUGGAGGCUCGCCACGGUGGGGUCGUUUUGUGUCGGGUACUUCCUGUUUCUGCCCAGAACGGCACAAUAAGUGAGGCCGCUAACGAAUAGGGAAUGUAGACAUUAAGAGCAUGUAGAGGCAAAGACUAUAGAAGAAGGCAUGUAGACCAGCCCAGGACUAGUAGGGUAGCGUACUGCAAAAAGGACUGGGACAGCACCCAUUGAAUCGCAUUUCUAGCUAAUUUAACCGGUAUACUGAUAUCUCACUAUAGUGAUCUAGAAUCGU